Molecule: messenger RNA, 4070 nt
Organism: Patella vulgata (common limpet)
Lineage: Eukaryota; Metazoa; Mollusca; Gastropoda; Patellidae
Product: apoptosis regulator BAX
Exons: 6
Coding region: 106-744 (212 amino acids)
Biological process (GO): intrinsic apoptotic signaling pathway in response to DNA damage; regulation of apoptotic process; extrinsic apoptotic signaling pathway in absence of ligand
Cellular component (GO): mitochondrial outer membrane
Molecular function (GO): protein homodimerization activity; protein heterodimerization activity
Source: RefSeq, a predicted model, not a curated record
GGGAAUCGAGUUCGGCUUAUUUUUAGAAUUUUCAAGGAAUUAUAUUUUGAUUCUUGAUAUAAAAAUUCAAAUGAAGAGUAUCAGAUUAACCAACUGAGUUAGAACAUGCCUUCUCAAGUUCAAGAAAAAAUACGUCCAGCAUAUGCAGACGAUUGGAACAAUCAAAACAUGGAAGUUAAUAAAGCACUAAGUCGAGAUGAUGUGAGUAAUCAAGCAAGACUCUUGCUUAAUAAAUUUAUAAAAGAACGAAUGGAACAGGACAUGAUUCAAGAUUCACCAAGUUUGAGUGAUUUGAUUGAACCAGGAACUCCUGUUGGUCCACCAAUGGAUCAUGCAAGAGAAGUAGGUAGAGCACUGCGAUGUAUUGGAGAUGAACUUGAUAAAGAUGAAAGAAUGUUGAAUUUAAUUGCAAGAGUUCCACCAGAAGCUGAACAUAAAACAUUUUUAAAUGUAGCUAGUGAAAUAUUCAAAGAUGGUGUGGUCAAUUGGGGAAGAAUUGUUGCUUUAUUUUAUUUUGCUUAUAAAAUAUGUCUAAAGGCUUUAGAUAGAAUACCAUUGAUAAGAGCUAUGAUAAAUUUAGUAGUAGAUUUUAUAAGAGAUCAUGUAGCUGGUUGGAUUAUUGGUAGAGGUGGGUGGGAGGCUAUAGUGGAAUAUUUUGGAACACCUACAAAACAAGUAGCUGUUAUUUUAGGAGCUGGUGUAUUAGUGAGUGGAAUUGUAAUGCUGUGGAAGGGUUGGCACUAGAUUAUAAAUCAUUAUAAUUUAGAUGAAAUGUUGUUCAAUCAAGGAAAUGAAGUAGUGAGUUAUUUGAUGUGAAGUUGCCACAAACUUAAACAUAGUUUGAACUCUCAGAGAAUGACUUUGUGUGUGUUAUUAGUGGAGAAAUAUAAAAAAUGACAACCAUACAGGGGAAUUAGAUGAUACUUAAAACUGAAUUGUGAUGUGUAAAUUUACUGUGGCAUCAACCAAAAUAUUUGCUCUUUUUUUCCUUUAAAUGCAGUAUCAAUUUCUGCUCAAAAAACAAGUGGAAAAAAAUAAAACAUAAUCAUAUUUGGAUCAAGGCUGAGUUAAAAGUCUAUGUUUUAUCUUUACUAAAGAAGCUCCAUCUGUUUCUAUAAUCUAACAAUAGAUAAUGAUAACAUGUAAUCAUUUAAAAAAAAUUCAAGAUGCCCCCUGUUAAAAUGCUACCCUUAGGUUGGUGACAUUAUCAAAUAAUAUUUGUACCAGAUCUUUCAAGCUUAAAUCUGUCAAUGUUUUUAUAGCAAACCAAUCAAAUUUGUUUAUUUUUUGUGUCAAAAUUAACUGUUAGUUGUGUUUUGACCCUUUCCAUUGACUGUCCUGGUUCAGAUAGUGACACCACUAAAGCAAUUAUUACUUUAGUGUGGCAUUUGAACAAAAGCUUUUAUAAAGUUUUUCAAAGUUGAUUCAAGUAGCUGUCACUUUUAUCUAUGUAGUUUUAGAAUAAAGAAAGACAUGUACCUUCUCCUUUAAUACAUGUUUACUUCUUUGGUGCCACCUUUUAUUGUGUUUGUGAGUUUAUUAUAUCUAUUAUAAUUAUGAAAUCCUCUACAUAUUCCAUCUAUCUUCAAUUUUAAUAUCAAAGAUAUGCUGGAUUAUAAUGAAUUCUAAAAUAAGAGUUUUCUCCCAAGGAUAUACUGGGACAUGUCAGAGAAAAUGGUCAGUAAUGAUUGUCAAUUUCAUGAUUAAAUACUGCAUCAAAUACAAAAUAUAUAGCAUCAUCAAAUUUCUUGUAGAAACUGGUAAUAUUAGGAAGUUAUUUUAAAAUGACAAGUUCAACAAACUUUCUCUGUUAUAUAUAAAGAUUUAAUUUUUCCAACAUUGUUCAAAUAAUGUGUUUUAGUACAUAAGAACUAAAAAAUGCAUGUAUUUUAUCAAAGAAUUUGGUUUAUAUACAUGGAGAGAGAUCCUUUUUAAAAACCUAAUUUAUUGACAACUGAUAUUUUCCAAAUGUGCAAUCGGAUGAAUCAGUGUAUAAGGGUUCUUUUACUAAAACACACAGAUAUUAGGGCGUUAUUUGUAUUAUUAUCUUUAGUAAGAAUGCUUGACUUUCCUAAUCUGAAAUGAUAUAUAUUAAUAAUAUCAUUGUUUCAAACUUCCCUACACCAAUAACCUUUUUCUACAAAGAUACAUUUAUAAUUAUUAUAUAGGGUACUAACAAGACAAAAUAAUGUAGUUUUGUGCUCAAAAAAUAGAACUUGUAAGAAUAUAUAGUUUAUUGUGAAUAAGAUUUCUGAAAUCGUUUUGUAUGCUACUUUAAUUUAUAUCACUUUGACAUUAGACCAUAUAAAAAAAUAUUCUGGUUCUCAGAUAAUCACGUAUCACUUCAAAAUAGCAUCAUGACCCGUUUUAAAAAAAUCUCAUUAAUAACCACACUAAAUAUUUUACCCCAAUUACAAGAAGUAGCCCAUAAAAUAAAUUUGAAUGAAUCUAGAAAUGUGGCCAUGACUCGUUUAUCAAGUACACAACCAUGAUAAAUUUUACUGACAAUCAUAAAUUAUACUGGAUACCGGUAGUCAUACAUUCCUACUAACAAGAAUUACAUGUAGAUAAAUGCAGUGCCUUGAAAUGUGAUGUAUAGCAUAGUAGUGAUCCUUUAACAAAAUAAAAACACACAAAUAAAAACCUCCCUCCCACAUCAGAUUUUUGGUAAGGAUUAUCCAAGAACUAGAAUAUUUUUUUUUGAAUGGCCUUCAUCUCAUAUGUUCAUGUUGCACAUGAUUUUUAAUUGCUUUAUAUUCAAACAAUGCUUUAAAAGACAUUUUGCUUGUUAAAUUAUUUAAUAUUUGUCAAUAUUUGAAUUCAUUGUUUUAGUUAUGACAUGACAGUUUGAAAUUUUCUGGUAAAUUUUGCAGAAAAGCCUGUUUAUGUAAAAUGUUGUGUUGGACGUACUUGAAUUUAAACAAUGAAAUAAUAUGACUUUACUAUCAGGGGGUAUUCUUAGUUUAUUUAAAAUUUGUGAUAUGAUGAAAAACAAUGUGUUCUUGAAGAUGUUAAGAGCUGUAUAUUUGUAAUUGUAACAUGGACGGGAAAUCUUCCUUUGUUCUUUUUGUUGAAUAAGCAGAUUGUUUUCCCUCUAGUAGAUUAGGUGGAGCUUAACCGUGCAAUAACUAGACAUGUUCAAUGUUAUUGCACUCUUUUGCUGGUUUACACUAGUUUUAGUAGAAAUCAUAUAGAGAAGUGGGGUGGGUUUUCUGUGCAAUAACAACAAGCAUGUUGAGCAGGUGUCAAUGUUACAAGUCAUUUAUAGCACGCUUCAUUCGUUAACAGAUUUAACCUGUUAACUCAUGAAAGCCCUGCUAUAAAUAUAACUUAAUCAAGAAUUAAAAUAGAUGAUUUGGGUAUGUGUAGUUUUUUGCACAUGGUUAUAUCAGCGCACUGAUUGACUUUUACAAGCGUUAUUGACCAGAAUGUUACUGUUUGUAAACUUUAUACCACUGUGUUCAAUCAGUAUUGCCCUCUAAUUUUUGAAAACAGAGGCCAUAAACAGCGUGGUUUCUGAAUCAAAAAUAGUUUAUGAAGGAAAUUUUGUAUAAGUGGACUAAAAAUUGUUGCAGUUUUCAUUAAAUCCAUAACCACAAAAAAUUAGGAUAAAAUGUGCAAAUUUAAAUUUUCUAUUUAAUUUCAAAUCUUGUCUUAAAUUCUUAAAAUAUUAGCUCCAAACUAAGAAAACGGUAAAGAUAUGUGACCUAUGCAUAAAUGGAUUUACUUCAAUAGAAGAAAAGACACCAAUUUUGACAUCUAUGCACAGACUUUCUGGACUAUGUGUAAGUUAAGGCUUGAUAUUAUGAGUAACUGGCAUAUGAAUUAGAUGAAAUUCAUUUGAAACUGACAUUAAUUACACAUUUUCUUUUUUAUGGGAUUUUAAGACACUAUGUAUUUGAUACUUCAUUAUGAUCUCUGGAUAAUAUGAAAUAUUUUAAACACUGAAAUAAGUAUUGAAGACUUUUCUAUUUACCAUAGCAUUGUUUUAACAUUUGUUUAAUACACCAUGUUUUUUUUUGUAAUAUAAUGUCGUACAUAUGUAAAUAAAAUUAAUAACAAACCUUGAA